Molecule: messenger RNA, 321 nt
Organism: Cylicocyclus nassatus
Lineage: Eukaryota; Metazoa; Nematoda; Chromadorea; Rhabditida; Strongylidae
Source: the annotation of a GenBank genome assembly
AUGACGGGGUUGCUCAACUUUGCAACUAUAUUGGCUGUCCGGCGCACCACAAAAGCAGCUAAGAGUAUGAGCGGUGAAUUGCAUGCAAAACGUUUGAUGGAGCUUAACUUAUUAAAACAGGCUAUAGCACAAGCUGCCGCAUUUGCAACGCAGAUUUUAUGCGUGGCUUUUCUGGUCGCAGUUUUCAAUAGCAAAUGGACGGUCCUCAUCAUUAUCACCUUCAACAAAGGCUUCCGAAAACUCAUUCGAAAACCAGCAAAGCCGCCAUCCACGGCGUUCCAAUCUGCAGCUUUCCAUACACGGCACACCACCACAUUUUGA